Molecule: messenger RNA, 1131 nt
Organism: Oryzias melastigma (Indian medaka)
Lineage: Eukaryota; Metazoa; Chordata; Actinopteri; Beloniformes; Adrianichthyidae
Product: aquaporin-8
Exons: 5
Coding region: 252-1031 (259 amino acids)
Biological process (GO): water transport; transmembrane transport
Cellular component (GO): plasma membrane
Molecular function (GO): water channel activity
Source: RefSeq, a predicted model, not a curated record
UGUUUAUUGUGGUCAACCAUAACCACUAAUGUCCUGCUUUGAACUUUAUCGCCACUUUAUUGUCGCUUUGGAUUUAUGGAGUCACCGUUUUAGGAGCCUCAGACGUGUCAAAUCCCUCAUGAGUGAAACAUGGGAGGAGAUUGUCGAUUAUCCUGCAGAUCUUUGCUUUAUGAGCUCCAACAAAAGCAGGUGUUAUAUAUAACCGUGAAGGUCUCUUGACUCAGUUGGAGUCUGGAAACGACGGUUUAGACAUGGAGAAAAUGGAUCUGGAGGACGUGGAUUCCGCUCUCAUGGAGAAGGGGAAGAAACCCGCCGCCGCCGCCGAGCCUCCUGGCAAAUUCGAGAGGCUGUACCAGCCCUGCCUGGCUGAGCUGGUGGGAACCAUGUUCUUCGUCUUCAUCGGUUGUGUGUCGGUCAUCGAGAACGUGCCUGCGGCCGGGCGGAUGCAGCCGGCUCUGGUUCACGGGCUGGCGGUGGCGGUGAUGGUGGCGGUCAUGGACAACAUCAGCGGCUCCCAUUUCAACCCCCCCUUCACCAUCGCCAUAUACCUGUGUGGCGGCAUGAGGCUGGCAAUGGUGGUGCCCUACCUCAUCAGUCAGCUGAUUGGAGGAAUGCUGGGAGCCGGCAUGGCCAAGCUGAUGACCCCCCCGGACCGCUACCUCAACGCCACCGGAGCAGCCUUUGACCUCCUCAAGUCAGACGCGCAGGUGUCCAGAGCCAUCUUUGGGGAGGUGGCCAUGACGUGCCUGGUGACCAUGGUGGUGCUGAUGGUGGCCGUCAACGGCAGGACGAAGACGCCGCUCGCCCCCUUCCUGGUGGGCUGCACCGUCAUGAUCAACAUUUUGGCGGGCGGCGACGUCUCCGGCACGUGCCUGAACCCCGCCAGGGCCUUUGGUCCGGCCGUGAUGGCCAACUACUGGACCUACCACUGGGUGUACUGGGUGGGGCCCAUCGGAGGAGGCCUGCUGGCUGCAGCUCUGCUCCGGCUCGUUCUGGGAGAUAAUAAGUUACGCGUCCUCAUGAAAUCCUAAUUCCAGCCUUUAUUGUGUUUUAUUGUCAUAUAGGUGAGAAUGAACUUGUAAACUGUUAUCAGUGUGUCUGUUUUUUGUCAAAUAAAAAAAGACAAAAGCC